Messenger RNA from Paramecium sonneborni, 2003 nucleotides. The record is from the annotation of a GenBank genome assembly. Lineage: Eukaryota; Ciliophora; Oligohymenophorea; Peniculida; Parameciidae.
UCUUGGUUAGUUCGCGAGAAAUAUUUUCUUGGUUAAAUAAAUAUUCUAAUUAAAAUAUGAGUGAAAAUCCUUUUGAAGUUUUUAUAGAAGACAUGGAAAAUGAAGAAGUAUAUUUAAGAGUGAAUGCCAUGCAUAGAGUUAGGAUAAUUUGUACAUUAAUUGGAGUAGAAAAUAUUAGAUCUUAAUUGAUACCUUAUUUUGAUAGUAUAAUAAUAAUUAAUUAAUGAUAAGGCUUAUUAGAUAAAGAAGAGGAUGAAGUAUUAUUUGCAAUGGCUGAAGAACUAGGCAAUAUAGCGUAGAAUUGACAAUUAAAAAUUAGAGAAUUAAUGCCUGAUUAAUCUAAAUUAUUGUUAAAUUUAUUGGAGAAACUAGUAAGCUUUGAUGAAACUGUUGUACGAGAACAAGCAGUUAAUUCUAUAACUGUAGUGUGUGAAUAUUUGAGUGAUCCUGAGAUUGUAAAUAUAAUUGUACCGAUGGUAUAAAUAAUUUCUUUUAUAAAAAACAUAGUGGUUAAGAUUAGCAUAAAAUGAGGAUAAUUUUAUAUGUAAGAUAUCUGCAGUGAGUUUGAUGUCAUCUAUAUAUGGUAGAGCAGGAUGUUAAAAAGAAAAUAUGAGAUAGUAAGGCUAGUUUUGAAAUAACUAGGGAAUUUGCAGAAUUAUGUAAGGAAGAGACUUUAAUGGUUAGAAGAGCAGUGGCAAGUAAAAUAGGAGAAAUAGCAUAAGAAAUGGAAAAAACAUAUGUUAUAGCAUAGCUUUUGUAAGUUGUAAAAGAGCUUUGCUAUAAUGAAUAAGACACAAUUAGAUAAUUAUGUUCUAUGAGUUUAAUGAAUAUAGCAAGAGUUUUAAAUAGUUAAGAAAUUAAAGCUAAUAUUCUUCCUUUGAUUAUAUUAUAAGCAGAGGAUAAAUCUUGGAAAGUUAGAAUGAGUUUAGCAUAAAUAUUAGCCGAUGUAUAUUUAAUAUAAUUAUAAUAGGUAGCAUAAAUUUUAGGAUAAGAAAUAGCUGAUUUUUAAUUGAUUCCUAUAUUUACAAAUCUAUUAAAAGAUUGUUAAAGUGAUGUAAGAGUUGAAGCAGUUAAAAGUUUAUUGAGAUUCAUUAAGUUAAUAUCUAGAGAGAGAGUAUAUUUAAUAAUUGGUAAUAUACAAUAAUUAACUGAAGAUCCAAUAGCAUAGGUUAAAUGUAAUUUUAUUAUAAUUAAAAAUAGAAAAUAUAUGUGAGGUUAUAGGAUAAGUAGCAAAUUUAUUACCAAAAUAAUAAAGUUAAAAUUAAUUAAGAAAAUGUCUAUUUUAGUUAAUGAGUGAUGAAAAUUGGGAGGUGAGAAGAAAUGCAAUAAAGGCUAUGGGAGUUUUUGCUAUUGCAAUAGAAUUUGAAGAGUUAAAUAAAUUAAUACCACAUUUAAAAAGAUGUAUGAAUGAUCCAAAAUGGAGAGUAAGAAAAGAAACAAUUUAAACAAUAAUACAAUUAGCUUUGUAUUAAUCUUAUAUUAUAGUAUAGAUAAUUAAAGCAAUUAGAUAUUUUUAUAGAACAUUUAGAAGAAGUAUUUGUAUUAUUUUUGAGAGAUAGAGCAGCUGAAGUUAGAUCUAUUGGAUUAAGUUCAUUAUGUGAAUUGAUAUCUGUUUAUAAAUAAGAAUGGGCAUUGGGUAAUCUCCUUAAAAAAUGUAUUGAAAUUCUAGAAAAAGAUGGAGGUAGUCUUUUUAGAAUAAAUGCACUUUAUGCUAUUUAAUAAAUAUGCUUUGCUAUUGAAGGUCCUUAAAUAGAAACAAAUUUAUGGCCUAUUGUCUAAAAAUAUUUGAAAGAUCCAAUUCCAAAUAUUAGAUUUGUAAGUUUGAAGGUUGCUAAGUCUUUUUUAAAAAAGAUUGGAAAUUAAAAUAUAUCAAUACAAAUUAGAUAGUAAUUGUGAAUUAAUUAUAGAUCUAUUUAUGGGAUGUUUGAAGAUCCAGAUAGAGAUGUCAAAUUCUAUGCUUAAGAAGCUUUAUAGUAUUGAAGUAUUAUUAUUAUAUAUAUUGG